CGAUCGUCCCUACGGCGAGGAUCGCGCCACCGAGGAUCACGUCGUCACUCCUUGGAGCGUCACUGUUGCGAGUGGUCACUCUUUGUUGAGAGAUCCACGCCACAACAAAGGGCUAGCAUUUACUGAGAAAGAGAGGGAUGCUCACUACAUCAGAGGCCUCUUGCCUCCAGUAGUUCUUUCUCAGGAACUUCAGGAAAAGAAACUGAUGAACACUCUUCGCCAAUAUCAAGUCCCUUUGCAACGUUACAUGGCAAUGAUGGAUCUUCAGGAGAGGAAUGAGAGGCUGUUUUACAAGCUUUUAAUUGAUAAUGUUGAAGAGUUGCUUCCUGUUGUUUACACACCAACAGUUGGUGAGGCUUGCCAGAAGUAUGGGAGCAUUUUUAGCCGACCACAGGGUGUUUAUAUCAGUUUGAAAGAGAAGGGAAAAAUCCUCGAAGUGUUGAAGAACUGGCCUGAGAGGAAGAUUCAAGUUAUCGUUGUUACUGAUGGUGAGCGUAUUUUGGGUCUUGGAGAUCUCGGCUGCCAGGGUAUGGGAAUCCCUGUAGGCAAGCUUUCUCUGUAUACUGCUCUUGGAGGGCUCCGCCCAUCUGCAUGCUUACCCAUCACUAUUGAUGUGGGAACAAACAAUAAAAAGUUGUUGGAUGAUGAGUUCUAUAUUGGCUUAAGGCAAAGGCGUGCUACUGGCGAGGAAUAUGCAGAACUUCUAGAUGAAUUUAUGUCUGCUGUCAAGCAGAACUAUGGGGAGAAAGUCUUGAUACAGUUCGAAGACUUUGCAAACCAUAAUGCUUUUGUAUUGCUUGAAAAGUACAGCAAGACCCAUCUAGUGUUCAAUGAUGAUAUUCAGGGAACAGCUUCUGUAGUCCUUGCCGGACUUGUUGCGUCAUUGAAGUUGGUUGGCGGAACUUUGGGAGACCACAAAUUUUUGUUCCUUGGAGCUGGCGAGGCUGGUACUGGUAUUGCAGAACUCAUAGCUCUUGAGAUGUCAAAGCAGACGAAGUCUCCAAUUGAAGAGUGUCGCAAGAAAAUAUGGCUUGUUGAUUCAAAGGGAUUGAUUGUUAGUUCACGCCUGGAGUCCCUUCAACAAUUCAAAAAACCUUGGGCUCAUGAGCAUGAACCUGUCAAAGAACUUAUUGAUGCUGUAAAGACACUUAAGCCAACUGUGCUGAUUGGAUCAUCUGGAGUGGGACAAACGUUCACUCAGGAAGUAGUGGAGGCCAUGGCCUCCUUCAAUGAGAAACCCAUAAUUCUUGCCCUCUCAAACCCAACGUCACAAUCUGAAUGUACUGCUGAACAGGCCUACACCUGGAGUGAGGGGCGUGCAAUAUAUGCUAGUGGAAGUCCAUUUCCUCCUGUUGAAUAUAAUGGCAAGACAUACAUUUCUGGACAGGCAAACAAUGCUUAUAUUUUCCCAGGAUUUGGUCUUGGUCUGGUAAUGUCUGGAGCUAUCCGUGUACACGAAGACAUGCUUCUCGCAGCCUCGGAAGCUUUGGCAUCACAGGUGACACAGGAGAACUAUGAGAAGGGACUGAUCUAUCCACCCUUCACAAACAUCAGAAAGAUAUCCGCCCAUAUUGCUGCUAAAGUUGCUGCCAAAGUUUACGAUCUUGGCUUGGCCAGCCAUCUCCCUCGUCCAAGCAACCUGGUGGAGUUUGCUGAGAGCUGCAUGUACACUCCUACAUACCGUAACUACCGAUAAAUUCUUUAGACAGACAGAUUCUUUCAAUUUUGCAGUAGCCAUUCACUACAUAUUGAGGCAUGGAUCUGCAAGUUGCCAUUUAUAGUCGGUCAUCUCAAGUUUGUUGGUCUUUUUUUUUUCUUUUUUUUUAUUUUCUUUUCUUUUUAUCGAAGUGUGCCUUAUCAUGGGAUUCCCCUAUUAUUAUCUUUUUUAUACUUCUACCCCAAUUGUUCCAUUUAAUAACUACGGAUUGUAUCGACUCUAUUCAUAGUGAGAGGUGACUUUGGUAUCAUUUAUUGGAAAUAGAAGGCAAUAUUACAGAUUGUUGCGGUGUGUUA
This is a messenger RNA of Asparagus officinalis (garden asparagus), 2013 nucleotides long. RefSeq names its product NADP-dependent malic enzyme. Gene Ontology annotation, biological process: malate metabolic process; pyruvate metabolic process. Gene Ontology annotation, molecular function: malate dehydrogenase (decarboxylating) (NADP+) activity; NAD binding; malate dehydrogenase (decarboxylating) (NAD+) activity. Gene Ontology annotation, cellular component: chloroplast. The transcript has 19 exons. NCBI's taxonomy places the organism in Eukaryota, Viridiplantae, Streptophyta, Magnoliopsida, Asparagales, Asparagaceae. The record is from RefSeq and is a predicted model, not a curated record. Bases 206 to 1696 code for a protein of 496 amino acids.